UUAACCUUACUAUUUAUAAUAAGCAUUUUUAUUUAUUCUGAAUUACCAAGUUUCUAUUAUUUUUUAGAAAAUAUAUUUUCUCAAAAUGGUGUACUAUUUUGAGAGUGACGUCGUUUCACCUCCGACAUUAUUGUUUAUGGGAUUCGACAAAAAUGAAAAUGAGGAUCUCAUCAAAUGGGGCUGGCCUGAAGAUGUGUGGUUUCAUGUUGAUAAAGUAUCCUCGGCUCAUGUAUACCUGCGAUUGAAACAAGGCCAGACGAUAGAUGAUAUCCCUUCAGCAGUACUGGAAGAUGCUGCCCAACUUGUGAAAGCAAACAGCAUUAUGGGAAACAAAAUGAAUGAUGUCGAUAUUGUUUACACAAUGUGGGCUAAUUUGAAAAAAACCCCAGGAAUGGAAGUCGGUCAAGUUGGUUUCCAUAAAGAGAAAGAAGUAAGAAAAAUACGAGUAGCAAAAAGGAUAAAUGAAAUAGUAAAUAGGCUAAACAAAACGAAGAGGGAAGAGAAUCCAGAUUUUAGAGCAGAGAGAGAAAAAAGGGAUAGGCUGGAGAGGGAAGACAAGAAAAAAUUACUUAGGGAGCAGAAGAGAAAGGAAGAAGAAGAGGAAAAGAAAAGGAAAGAAGAUGCCGAACUGCGCAGCUACAACUCUCUUAUGAACUCUGAAAAUAUGGACAAAUAUGAUGAUGGGAAUGAUUCGGACGAUUUCAUGUAGGCAUGAGGAGUGUGAGCGUUAUACAAAAUGAUUUUUCUACUGAAAUCAUAACAUGAACUUGUUUGUAAUGAAUAAAUAAAACUGUUUUUAACAUUAGUGGUAGGAAGAA
Messenger RNA from Leptinotarsa decemlineata (Colorado potato beetle), 818 nucleotides. RefSeq names its product coiled-coil domain-containing protein 25. The record is from RefSeq and is a predicted model, not a curated record. Lineage: Eukaryota; Metazoa; Arthropoda; Insecta; Coleoptera; Chrysomelidae.